AUGAGCGGCGAGAACUACGUGGAGGGAGACCUCGGCCCUGUCUUCAGUCAGGCGGAGCCGCUCACUUUGCCCGUCGUGGUGCAGCUGUUGCGUGGGCGGCAAAAUACAGACGAAGACUCGGGUUUGGAAUCUCCUGCAAUGGUCCUCAUUGAGAGGAUACGGGAGCAGGUUGAGAUGAUGCAGGAGACAUGUGCAGACGAGCAAAGUGUUCAGCAUCUCAUGAAGAUGAAGUUGCGUCUGCGUGGCGAAAGCGAGACGGGCUUUGCGAACGCACAUCUGGCGAAUUUUAUCCUCGACAGCAACGGGAAUGUGACGGGGAUGCGGGAGGCCGCGGAGGAUGGGGAGAUCCACGGCACAUUAAAGACUGCGCGCAUGAAGCCUUUUGAAGUGGUUUCAUUAGGCACGCUGUGCCCAAAGUCCGUGGAGGAGGCGCUUGUUCUUGUGCCCUCGCUCGCUCGCUACGAGCCAAGUGACUUGAAUCUCGCAUUGAACACACUGGAUUCACUCUGA
Trypanosoma cruzi is the source of this 510-nucleotide messenger RNA. RefSeq lists its product as uncharacterized. The transcript has a single exon. Gene Ontology annotation, cellular component: P-body; RNA polymerase II, core complex. Gene Ontology annotation, molecular function: translation initiation factor binding; nucleotide binding. Gene Ontology annotation, biological process: nuclear-transcribed mRNA catabolic process, deadenylation-dependent decay; positive regulation of translational initiation; mRNA export from nucleus in response to heat stress. Bases 1 to 510 code for a protein of 169 amino acids. NCBI's taxonomy places the organism in Eukaryota, Euglenozoa, Kinetoplastea, Trypanosomatida, Trypanosomatidae. The record is from RefSeq and is a predicted model, not a curated record.